Messenger RNA from Vigna unguiculata (cowpea), 681 nucleotides. Lineage: Eukaryota; Viridiplantae; Streptophyta; Magnoliopsida; Fabales; Fabaceae. The record is from RefSeq and is a predicted model, not a curated record.
AUGGACACAUUCGAUGACCCUGACGGGCUCGUCGACUUAAACGGAUUAGACCAUCUGGAAAACGCCCAAUUAUCUGGACCGAAUCUGCUUAAUAGACCCAUAAAACUCGGUCCCGACGACCCAGAGAGGCCUGAUAACCCUUACGGGUCACCCGACUUUGAUGGAACAGACCAUCCAGACAGGCCCAAAGAUGCAGACGUGCAUGACUACCGGGACGGGCACGACCACCCGAACGGCCUCGACGACUUGGAUAGACCCUACCAUCCAGACAGACCCAAAGAUCCGAACAGGCAUGAUGACCCGGACGGGCACGAUGACCCAAACGGGCUAGGCGACUCGGACAGACAUGACGACUCGGAUGAGCCCGACGACCUCGAUGUGCCCGAUGACCUCGAUGUGCCCGACAACACGGACGGGUCGUCAGACCCUUCAGGGUCGUUCCGGGUCGUCGGGUCGAUCAAGCCCAACGAAUCAAACAAGCAAGAUGACCCAAAUACGCCGAACAACCCAGACCUGCCCGAUAAACCUAACAUGCCUGAUGAUACAGAUAAGCCCAACGACCGAGAUGGUCCCGACCACUCAAACGGGCCCAAUGACCUGGUCGGUCCCGACGACCUGGACGUGCCCGACGAACUUGACGAACCAGAUGGACCUGACAACCCACUUAGCCCGACGACCUAG